CACGGACGUUGCAGGUGAUUUGCUGUCACCCCAUUAGGUUUGGUUGUUGGGAAGUUAGGGAUAUAUGAUAUAUGUUUGGUCUUAUUGGGUUCGAGGUUUUGUUUGCUCUCGGGCUGUAUACCCUCUGAACAAGUCGGUUGAGAAUGUGUCUGAAUGUGUGCAUUAUCUACAGUAUAUUAUAGUUAUAAAGCAUGUGGUUCCCAUUUUGUGUGCCUCUUUGGCGAAUUCAGGAAGAAAUCCUGUGGAGGUAGUCUCAUUUCUUUGCCACGCCGCGGAGUUUGGCUGAAGUUUCUCCGAGCGACGGUCAUGUCAUGGCCUUUGCUAUCCUUGGUUCAACUUUACAAGCUUGAAAUUUGCACACGCUGGCCGGCCUAUUUUGCUCCAACAACAUCAACAAAAGCCAUGCACAUGAACCCCCGCACGCUUCUUUGAAAGCCGUCUCACGUUUUGGCCUUGAGAACUUGCUUGCCAUUUAGAGGUUUAGCCAGCAUAGGAGGCUGAACAGUGGAUGUUGCUGGGCGAUCUCGUUGAGCAGAUGCUUGACCAUGUUUUGUUUUUUUGUUUCUUUUCUCCGUGCUGCGAGGGACAAAUAACGUGAUAGGUCGUGAUACCAAACAUGGACCAUGGACAGAAAAGAGUUUCCAACGUUGGAGGAGUCAUCGGGUCCCAAGACCAGAUCCGAUCCGGGAACCGUUGUUCCAUGGGACGAUGUGUCGGUCUCGACCUUUCGGGUAGGGCCGACCACUGGGUAAGGCUGAAGAAGCUUGACCACUGGGGGGCAGCCUUGAUUUCAGGGCUAGGUUCGCAGUGGCAAAAAGAACUCAGGCCAGCGGCAGAAGAAAGGUGCGCAGAAGCAUCACAGAAAGAAGAUGGAGAAACAGUGCAGCCUUCAGCGCUGGAAGUGGCAUCAGCAGAGUCAGGCAGCACGUCAAACCGCAAGACAUUGAGUAUCCAAGGCAUUGAUGGCUCGUCGUUUCAUGUUUCAGUUGAGGAUGCUAUGACGGUGCAUGAUCUAUGCAAAGCUAUUGUGGCCAAGAUUGGCGAGAAGACCCACCGAAGGUUGAUGCUGACUUCUGCUGGUCAUGUUCUGGACAGUUCCAAGCCAGUCCUGCAGCAACUUUCUGAUGUUGAGGUGAUGUACGUGUCCAUUCCCGUGUCUGCUGGUGAUGCUGCAGUAGCUUUGCAGCGGGCCUUGGCAGAAGAGACUAGGGUGCACUUGUCCUCUGAUGAUGCUUUUGCAAUGGAUAUGAUCACGUAUGUGUCAUUCAGCAACAAAUUUAACCAGAGCUUGGAGGGUGUCACUUUGCCAAGUAGCUUGCAGACUUUGACCUUCGGCUCUGAUUUCGACCAGAGCUUGCAAGGUGUCACUAUUCAAAGCAGCUUGCAGACUUUGACCUUUGGAACCAAUUUUAACAAGAGCAUGGAAGGUGUGACACUGCCAAGUAGCUUGCAGACUUUGACCUUUGGUAGUCGCUUUCAACAGAGCUUGAAUGGUGUCACUCUGCCAAGUAACCUGAAGACCUUGACUUUUGGCCCCUCCUUCUACCAGAGCUUGCGAGGUGUUGCGUUGCCGAGCUGCCUGCAAGCUUUGAACUGCUGCCAGAACUUUGACGCUUUGCCAAACAGUCUACAUACUUUAACAUUCAGCAACUACUUCAACAUGAGCUUGGAAGAUCUCACUUUGCCAAGCAAUUUGCAGACAUUGGCCUUUGGCCGCGGCUUCAACAAGAGCUUGGAUGGUGUAACAUUGCCAAGCCGCCUGCGGACUUUGACGUUUGGUGACAACUUCAAUCAGAGCUUGGAAGGUGCCACUCUUCCAGAUAGCCUGGAGUCUUUGACCUUUGGCGAGAAGUUCAACCAGAGCUUAGAAGGUGUUACCUUGCCAAACAGCCUGCGGACUUUGACCUUCGAUGAGUUGUCGCACUUUAACCAGAGCUUGGAUGGUGUCACCUUGCCAAGCAGCCUGCAGACUUUGACCUUUGGUGGCAAUUUCGACCAGAGGUUAGAUGGUGCCACUCUGCCAACUAGCCUGGAGUCUUUAACUUUUGGCAACCAGUUCAACAAGAGCUUGAAAGGUGUUUGUUUGCCAAAGAGCUUGCAGACCAUAACCUUCGGCAGCACAUUCAACCUUAGUUUAGAAGGUGUCACAUUGCCAAGCACCUUGCACACUAUAACCUUUGGCUUCCAAUUUAACCAGAACUUGGCUGGUGUCAGUUUGCCAAGCAGCGUGCGAACUUUGACCUUUGGCAGCCGUUUUAACCAAAGCUUGGAAGGUGAUACUCUACCAAGCGGUCUGCAGACUUUAUGCUUGAGCUACAGUUUCAACCAGAGCUUGCAAGGUGUCACUCUUCCCACCGGCCUUCACACGUUGACUUUUGGAAACAAUUUUAACAAGAGCUUGGAAGGCGUCACUUUGCCAACCAGCUUGCAGACUUUGACAUUUGAUGGUAAUUUUGACCAGAGUUUGGAACAUGUCACAUUGUCAAGUAGCCUGCAGGCUUUGACCCUUGGCAACCGCUUCAACAAGAGCUUGGAAGGUGUCAUUUUGCCAAGCAGUUUGAAGACCUUAACCUUAAGCUACGGUUUCAACAAGAGCUUGCAAGGUGUGAUUCUGCCAAGCAGCUUGCAGACUUUAACUUUUGGCAAGUAUUUCAACAAGAGCCUGGCUGGUGUUGCUUUGCCAAGCAGCCUGCAGACUUUGACCUUUGGCGACUUUUUCAACCAGAGCUUGGAAGGUGCCAUUCUGCCGAGCAGCUUGCAGACUUUGAUCUUUGGCAGCAAUUUUGACCAGAGCUUGGAAGGUGUCACUCUACCACACAGCUUACACAGUUUGACCUUUGGCAGCAAGUUUGACCAGAGCUUGAAUGGUUUUACUUUGCCAAGCAACUUGCAAAAUUUGACCUUUGGCGAGAAUUUCAACCAGAGCUUGGAAGGUGUCACUCUGCCAACUAGCCUGCAGACCUUGACAUUGGGGGCGGGAUUCAAGCAAAGUUUGGAAGGCAUCCUGUGGCCAAGCGGCCUGCGCAACCUGGUUUGCAAAACAUUCAAUAUCACUUGCAGCGCCUAGUUAACAAGCACUCAAGCCAUGACCCUGCUGAAACGAGCAGGUGUUUGUCCGCACAGUGAGUGGUGAAAUGAGG
Messenger RNA from Durusdinium trenchii, 3140 nucleotides. Lineage: Eukaryota; Dinophyceae; Suessiales; Symbiodiniaceae. The record is from the annotation of a GenBank genome assembly.